Caenorhabditis briggsae is the source of this 678-nucleotide messenger RNA. Bases 1 to 678 code for a protein of 225 amino acids. NCBI's taxonomy places the organism in Eukaryota, Metazoa, Nematoda, Chromadorea, Rhabditida, Rhabditidae. The record is from RefSeq and is a predicted model, not a curated record. The transcript has 4 exons.
AUGAUUUUUUCAGAUGUGAUCUACCCGAACCAAAAUGUUGAGAUUCCAAUCUCCCAAGAUGACAUUAAUGAAAAGAGUAAGACAAUGGAUGAGAUUCAGGAAGAGGAGGAGAUCAGAGGAGACAAAGAAAGUGGUGGAAGACACGUGAAUAUUCCAAUCAAUCGAGAGGAAUCAGAAGAUGAUGAAGCAGCUGGAAUGGAAGGUUUCGAUGCUGAUGAGAAUGUUAUGGAGAAGGAGUCUGAGAGAGAUCCAGAUGAGAUGACCUUAGAAGAACUGGAAGAUCUAGCCAAAUCCUUUGGCAAAGAAGUUUUUGGCAAUGUGAUGGACAAAGCAUCUGAGUUGGCAGGAUCAGAUGACGUGCAAUCAGAAUCAGAUGACAGCUCAUUGGACCCUAACUCGAUCGCAGCUCAAUCUGAAAUUCCAUCAGACUCCGAUGGAGUGAAAACAGUGGAAUCAGAAGAUUUGGAUGGAGUCGUGUUGCCUGAUCAAGAUGAUUUAUCAGAUGAUGAGAUUGCUAGAAUUGCAGCGGAAAGUGUGAAACCAGCGGAGCCAGUUGCCCCAGCCCGUCCACCAGUCCGUGGUGGUCGAAUCGGAAGUGGAGUUCAACCGGAUUCAGCUACUCAACACAACAUUUUUAUUCAGUUUUUCCUUCUCUCUAUCGCUUUUCUCAUGUUCUAA